Molecule: messenger RNA, 2078 nt
Organism: Lecanosticta acicola
Lineage: Eukaryota; Fungi; Ascomycota; Dothideomycetes; Mycosphaerellales; Mycosphaerellaceae
Source: the annotation of a GenBank genome assembly
AUGUCAGACAACUGGGGCUCGACGGACGACGCCCAACCCACAAAUCAGUGGGAUAGCGGCGCUGCACCAGGAAUGGAAGGCGAUGCUGGCGGAGCUGGCGGCGAUGCUGUGCCAGAAGGUGACAAGCAGGCUCUUCUCGACCGUGCCCGAUCUGCCGGCUGGACAGAGACCACCGCGUUCGAUUACGCCGAGUACCAGCGACAGGGAGGCGACCGCGGCGACUGGUACGGCGGCGCCGGUGUCUACGAGUGGAGCGGCGACUACGGCGACGUCGCCCCUGAGGUUCCGGAACUCGAGAAGAUCCUCUUCUCCAGCGACCUCAUUACCCGCGAGGGAGCCCAUCGCUCGAACCUCAACAUGGAGGUCGCGGUGGAGGGACCAGACAAGAUCACGCCAUUUGAGUCGGUAAGUCAUAUCACAUGUCCUCCUCCCCAGAUGCCCCGCUGACCUUCGCCCAGUUCAAGGAGGCCGGUCUGCACCCCGUCGUCGAGCGUAACGUCGAGCUCUGCGGAUACGUCAACCCCACCCCCAUCCAGUCCUACGCAAUUCCUGCAAUUCUCGAUGGACGAGAUCUAGUCGCCGUCGCGCAGACCGGUGAGUAACAUGUGAUGGACACCUGCUUGAGAACUCGCUGACAAGCAUUUCAGGCUCUGGCAAGACUGCCGCUUACCUUGUGCCGAUCAUGUCGAAGCUCAUGGGCAAGGCCGCGAAGCUGCGCGCGCCACGUCCAGACGUCACCGCUCCUGGAUUCAACGUCAAGGUCCAUGGCGUUCGUGCAGAGCCGCUCGUGGUGGUCGUGGUUCCUACCCGCGAGCUGGCCAUCCAGAUCUUCGACGAGGCGCGUCGUCUAUGCUAUCGUAGCAUGCUCCGCCCCUGUGUCGCUUACGGAGGCUAUCCGAAGGGCCAGAACAUCGACGAGAUUAGUAAGGGCUGCGACAUUCUCAUCGGCACCCCAGGCAGACUCUGCGACCUCAUGGAGAAGCCAGAGGUCCUCACCAUGGGGCGCGUCAAGUACGUACCUCGACACGCGACUCGUGUCCAACACACUGACAUGUUCCAGGUACACCGUCAUCGACGAAGCCGACGAGAUGCUCGACCAAGACUGGUCGGACGACUUGAGCAAGAUCAUGGCUGGCGGUGGUAUGUAUAUCCCAUCUAUUGGUCUCCACACGCCUGCUGACUUUUGAACUAGAUGCCAACGAGGACGCCGAUCACGUCUACAUGAUGUUCUCGGCCACGUUUCCCAAGGGCGCGCGUGAGCUCGCUCGCGAAUACAUGGCCCAGGACUACACUCGCAUUCGAGUCGGCCGCGCUGGCCAGUCGCACAAGAACAUUCGCCAGAACGUCAUCUACGUCGAUUACGAUGCCAAGCGCCAGGCUCUCUACGAUCUCCUCUUCCAGUCCGAGCCAGCCCGCACGUUGAUCUUCUGCAACUCCAAGCCGGCCGUCGACCUGCUCGACGACUUUCUGUACAACCGUGGCCUCCCCACCACCUCCAUUCACGGUGAUCGCAACCAGCGCGAGCGCGAGGACGCCAUGUAAGUACAAUGCUGACCGAGUCUUGACACACAAGCUAACAUCAAUACAGCCGCGCAUUCCGUACCGGCCGUGCUCCCAUCCUCAUUGCCACUGGCCUCUCUGCUCGUGGUUGGGAUGUCAAGGAUGUGAUGCAUGUCAUCAACUACGACCUUCCGAGCACUCAGUACGGUGGUAUCUCUGAGUACAUCCACCGCAUUGGCCGUACCGCUCGUAUCGGCAAUCAGGGUCUCGCUACAUCCUUCUACAACGACCGUAACGAGGACCUCGCUCAGGAUCUUGUCAACGUCCUCGUGGAGUGCGAUUGCGAGGUUCCUGACUUUCUAUCGCAUCUCAUUCCGGAAGACGCCAAGAAGAUCGAAUGGGAGGAUGACACCGACGACGAGGCUGAGGGUGGCAACGAGGAUGGUGGUGUAGCUUGGGGUGGCGAUUCCGGCGACGCGCCUCCUGCUGCUGCUGCUGGCCGGGGUGCCGCUCCAGAAGCCUCUGCUGACACCAGCUUCACCGCUGACGGCGGUGAUACUGGCGCCUCCGACUGGUAG